Messenger RNA from Funneliformis mosseae, 2472 nucleotides. The record is from the annotation of a GenBank genome assembly. NCBI's taxonomy places the organism in Eukaryota, Fungi, Glomeromycota, Glomeromycetes, Glomerales, Glomeraceae.
AUGGUAGCUUUUUCAAAGCCAAUUAAUGAGUUACCUUCGGCCAUACAGGCAGUUCUUAAUUCAAAUUCUAAUAAUGGCAACUCCCGAAUUAAUAAUAAAACAAAAGUAGCAGUUUCGAUAGCUGCUGUAUCAAUCGCUGCAUACAUCACGAAUUAUUUUUAUAAGAAACAGGCUGAGACAGCUCAAGUCAGACCUUCUUUUGCACGAGCUACUAGUAGCAAAGCUGAUUUAUAUGAUGGUCCCGUUCCUGGAAAUCAUAAAUAUACUUUGACUGUUCCUUAUAAGAAUCGUACCGCAAAAGUUACUAUUCGUCCGACUCCACCUGAAACUUUUAAAAAACAUAAAAAACUUUUUACUCCUUCUGAUAAUGUGAAUCAAAGGGUUGGUGUAAACAAGAUAUUUUUUGGACAACUAUCUGCCAUUUUUAAAAUAAUACUCCCAAAAGUUCGUUCAAAGGAAGUUAUUAUCUUGUUAUUACAUUCCAUAUUUUUGGUUUUAAGGUCAUGGUUAAGUAUAGUAGUAGCAAGACUGGAUGGGCGAAUUGUUAGAGAUUUGGUCGCAGCAAACGGUAAAGAAUUCCUUAAGGGAAUCGCAUAUUGGUUUCUCAUCGCUAUCCCUGCCACAUACACCAACAGCAUGAUCCGAUUUUUCCAAUCAAAAUUGUCUAUCGCUUUUCGAACGCGAUUGACAAGAUAUGCAAAUGAUCUUUAUUUGAAUGAUCAAAAUGCUUAUUACAAAGCUAUUAACUUAGAUAAUAGGAUUGAAGGAGCAGACCAGUUUAUUACAACCGAUAUUGCACGAUUUUGUGAUGGACUUGCUUCAUUGUAUUCAAAUCUGGGUAAACCAGUAUUGGAUACAGUUAUCUUUAAUUAUCAAUUAACAAAGAGUAUUGGUUUACUUGGAAUGUUGGGUUUAUUUGGAAAUUAUUUAGUAACAGCCUGGAUUCUAAGAAAAGUUACGCCAGCUUUUGGAAAGUUAGCAGCCAUUGAAGCGAAAUUGGAGGGAGAUUUCCGUGCAGCACACACUCGUUUAAUCACAAAUGCCGAAGAAAUUGCUUUUUAUCAUGGAGCUGAAUUAGAGCAUUCCAUUUUAGAACGCACAUAUAUUCGAUUAGUAAAACAUAUAAAUUCCAUUUUCAAAAUACGAAUUGCAUACAACAUGUUUGAAGAUUUUGUAAUUAAAUAUUGUUGGAGCGCUAUUGGACUUUUAGUGUGUUCUGUACCAGUAUUCUUUCCUGCUUAUGGCGGACAGGGGGGGAAAAUUGAAAUGCAAGGUGGCUCUAAAAAUCAUGGUAAAGAAAGAGAUCGGACUAAAGGCUUCAUUACAAAUAAGAGACUUAUGAUAACACUUGCCGAUGCUGGUGGUCGUAUGAUGUAUUCAUAUAAAGAACUUGCAGAACUUGCAGGUUAUACUUCCAGAGUCUAUAAUUUGCUUUCAGUCCUUCAUUCUUUGUAUGCUAGCGAGUAUGUUGCUACACCUCGCCCAGCAUCAUUCCCUGAAGAUCAAGAAUUCUAUUCACUUGAUGAUAUUCGCGGAGAAGUUGUAUAUGGCUACAAUGGUAUCAAAUUCGAAGGAGUUCCCAUUGUCACACCAAAUCCAGGAAACUCGAGGGGCGGAGAUGAAUUAAUAAAAGGAUUGAAUAUAGUAAUAAAUCCUGGUGAGCAUUUGUUGGUCACUGGACCUAAUGGAGUUGGAAAGACGAGCAUUGCAAGAGUUAUUUCUAAACUAUGGCCUGUUUUCCGUAAGUUCAUGUUGUUUCGUAUUUCAUGUUCUAAUCCUAUAUCCAGCCUUUCCAAUAAUUAUUCUCGUGAUAUCAUUCAAAAUUUAGGUGGUGUACUUUCACGUCCAAAUGUUGGAGAUAUUUUCUAUAUUCCUCAACGUCCAUAUCUCAGCAUAGGCACUCUUCGUGAUCAAAUAAUUUAUCCACAUUCUUAUAUGGACAUGAUUCGUGCCAAUCGAACAGAUGAGGAAUUAAUGGGUAUAUUACAUACCGUUCAUUUGGCUUAUAUUCCAGAACGUGAAGGUGGAUGGGAGACCAAGAAAGAAUGGAAAGAUGUUUUUUCUGGCGGUGAAAAGCAAAGGGUUGGUAUGGCAAGACUUUUCUACCAUAAUCCUCAAUUUGCGAUCCUUGAUGAAUGUACAAGUGCUGUUAGUUCUGAUGUUGAAGGAUUAAUGUAUCAACAUGCAAAGGACGUUGGUAUCACUCUUGUUACCAUAUCUCAUCGACCAUCUUUAUUCAAAUACCAUACACAUCUUUUACUUCUUAGUGGAGAUGAAGGUUCAUGGAAAUUUGAGACAAUUGGUACAAAAGAAGAGCGUAUGUCUUUAGAUAAUGAAGUUGCAGCAUUAGAAUCUAAGUUAAAAGAUGUAGAAUCUGAUAAAGCUAGAAUUGAAGAAAUUAAUAAGGAAUUACAAUUAGGAAUAUCAAAAGAUAAUACUAGUAACGUACAAAAACGUGGAUUAGUUGUAUAA